Molecule: messenger RNA, 1191 nt
Organism: Vicia villosa (hairy vetch)
Lineage: Eukaryota; Viridiplantae; Streptophyta; Magnoliopsida; Fabales; Fabaceae
Exons: 1
Coding region: 1-1191 (396 amino acids)
Source: RefSeq, a predicted model, not a curated record
AUGUCUUCCUCAGAAACUUCUACUGGUGAAGAAACAAUGUUUGCUCUCUUCUCUAGGGCUCAGCCGGUGAACAUCUCGGCUGGUAAUGCGAUUGCCGCUGCUCCUUUAACCACAGUCUACAACACUGUUUUGGCAUUGAUGGAACCCCAAACUUCACAUGCAACAAGCUCUGAAGGACCUUUUGUAGGUAAUUAUUCCAACCCUGCUCUUGACAAAAUCAAAGAAGGUAGUACAUAUGUUGAUAGAGCGAUUAGACGUCUAGUCUCUAGGGUGUUGAAUGAAGAUAUUCAUGUGGCUGGUAUUUCUCGACCCCUUUCCCAAAUUGUUCCUCCCACCUAUAAUGAUGAAGUAGAACAGAUAACUGAUUCCUCUAAAAGUGAUGACUCUGAUAACAAUCUACACAAAUUUGUUGACUCUGUGCUAAAAACUACUAGAGCUAGAGGAGAAGGAAACACGGAGGCAUCAUCUGCUAGGGGAUCUCAUCCAUCCAAUCAGGAUGAACUGGGCAAUAAGACGGUAAAUCCCAUCGUUAAUGUCAUUGACUUAUCCUCUGAUGAUGAACUCAUCAAAAGUGUGAAUUCUAGGAUUGCAAAGAGGCUGCGGACUAGAAAAGGUAAAGUUAUGGCUGAUACAAAUUCACCCAAACCUAAACAGAAGCAGGUCACUGUGGGGUCGUUAAAGGCUUUGAGCAAAGUGAGUGUUUCUUCUAAGAAGAGAAAGAUUAGGACAAAGAUUGGUUCUGAAGAUGAUAUUGGUGAUGUUCAGGACAUCACGCGUGUAAAGAAAACUGUGACCAAGCAGUCAUCUGUUAAUGUUCCAGACGCUCCCAUGGAAAACAUCUCCUUUCAUUCUAUUGACAGUGUAGGAAGAUGGAAAUUUGUGUAUCAAAGAAGGAUUACCAUGGAGAGAGAACUAGGUCAGGAUGCUCUCAAAAUCAAGGAGACCAUGGACCUAAUUUCUGAUUCUAGGCUCAUUAAAACUGUAGUUGGCUUUGCUAAAUGCUAUGAGGUUCUGGUUAAGGAGUUUGUUGUGAACAUCCCCGUGGACUGUGCUGACCCUGGAAGCCAGAAUUUCAGGAAAAUCUAUGCAAGGGGUAAAUGCGUUCACUUCUCCCCUACGGUGAUCAACAGGUAUUUGGGUAGAAGUGAGAAUGAAGGAUGUGACCUAGAGGUGACUGAUAAUCAAGUUUGA